AUGUCAUGGUCUUCCCCACAUUUUCAGGACCUAGCAGCACAUUUCCAACUGGCACGUUCAGCAGAGACAGGAGCCAGCCCGCCCGGGACGGCUGCCUCUGCCGGCGUGCCCUGUCCGCGGCUUCGCUUUCUCAACUCCCCAAGCUGGAACCCCGCUAACAAAAGGUGCUUCCCACGACGUGAAGAUAGUAAAAACGAACCUCUCCUUCCCGCGGCGCCACCCUCCAACUUUAUAAACUACAGUCAACUUACUGGAAUGCAGGCGACAGGGAGCCUUCAAGGGGGACAGCUCUCCGGCUGCGCAGAGCCCCGCUGGCCCCGCACUGCCCCGGCUGCGGCGGCGGCGGGUGCGGGGCGAGGCGCUGCCGUUCUGCACCAGCCGCCUGGGCUCCGCGGUGCCCGGAGCCCGGCAAUCGCCGGGGCGCACCGCCUGGCGGCUGCGGCGACGACGAAAGCUACACGGUUCCGCGUGGUCCCGAGCGCUGCAGCAGCCGCCCGCCCCGGAGUGCGGCGCUCCGAGCCCCUGGUGCGUGUCUCCGGCUCCGAGGGAAUUGUGGCUCUUCAAGAAAGGCAGCAGGGGAAAAGCCGAGGCGCUGCUGCCGGGAGCGCCGCCAGCCCGCUCCCAAGCAGUCGGUCACAUCGGGGGCGCGCCGGGAAGCGAGCCGGCGAGCAGGCACCGCAGUUUGCACUCGCAGCCGCGCCGCGGAGAAUGACAAGCUCCGAGGCGGUGCAGCCUUGCGGGGCGCGGGAUGCCACUGCGCAUGAGCCCGGCUGGCUGCGGCACGUCACGGGGGGGCGGGACGGAGGGGGGGCGGGACGAGGAGGGGGCGGGACGAGGAGGGGGCGGGACGAGGAGGGGCGGGGAGGGGGUGAGCCGGGCGGGGCCGGGUGGGAGCAAGAAGCCCAACUACCCCGCGGGAAGGUACCGGAAGUCAGCCGCCUGGGGUUUUGUGAACCUAAAGCUGUUGUGGUUGAACUUGUUUGUCCCCAGAGUCCAUUGUCCCUUAAAAACUAA
Messenger RNA from Rangifer tarandus platyrhynchus (Svalbard reindeer), 1014 nucleotides. Lineage: Eukaryota; Metazoa; Chordata; Mammalia; Artiodactyla; Cervidae. The record is from the annotation of a GenBank genome assembly.